Messenger RNA from Vitrella brassicaformis, 1618 nucleotides. NCBI's taxonomy places the organism in Eukaryota, Vitrellaceae. The record is from the annotation of a GenBank genome assembly.
AGCGAUAUGAUGAGCUGCGGCGGGCAGCAUCACGAGGAAAGGUCGGAGACGCCAGCCACAGCCAAAUGGGCACGGACGAGGACCGGACGAGGACCAACAUGACCCCCAGAGGGAGGGGAAGCCGAUGGCAUCCUCAGCCAAAAGAAAACAAGGCUGAGGAUGCCUCGAGAUCUGCCUCUGAGGCGGACAUUUGCGAGAAUAAAGAAGGCCGGAGGAAGAGUGUUGCCCAUCAACCGGCCUUCCCCUCCUCCCGAAGUGGGAGGGGGAGGCAACUGCUUAAGGGUACUGUGAAACGGAGAGUGGGCAACCUUCCUACUCUGAAGCCGAACAGACGGAACCACAAGAUGGCGGACGACGCGCAGCAGCCAGAUGAGGAGUUCUACGUCCGCUACUAGUAAGUGAUCUCAGAACCAAGCACAGCGGCACGUGCUGCACGAGCCAAGUAUGACAUCACGCUUCGGUGUGUGUGUGUGUGUGUGUGUGUGUGUUGUGUGUCCACCAGCGUGGGCCACAAGGGCAAGUUCGGUCACGAGUUUCUGGAGUUUGAGUUCCGUUCGGAGGGCAGGCUGCGCUACGCCAACAACAGCAACUACAAGAACGACACCAUGAUCAGAAAGGAAGGUACGCUACGCAGAUAUAUGGCCUCCCUCCCUCGUACGACCGACAGGCAUACCGGCGGCGCGGCGGGAGGGCAUCACUGACUGGUUGAUGUGCUGCUUGGUCGAUGUGUGUCUCCCAGCGUAUGUGUCUCAAUCGGUCAUCAAUUGCCUCAAGAAGAUCAUAGAGGACUCUGAGAUCGUCAAGUGAGCCGGAUGGAUGGACACACGGAGGCCCUGCAGGCUGUGCUGUGGCCAUCCCGUAUCAAUGUGAGUCGGUUCGUGUUUGUGUAUCCAGGGAGGACGACUGCUACUGGCCUGCACCUGACCGUGUCGGCCGUCAGGAGCUGGAGGUGGUCCAGGGCAACCACCACAUCUCAUUCACAGUCAGCACACACAACACGCGCAUUCAUACUCCUCGGUCGGUCGCCACGGCUUACCAUCUCCUCUGUGUUGAUGUGUUUGUUGUGGAUGGUUCCCUCACUGUCAGACGUCGAAGAUCGGUUCGCUGGCGGACGUGCAGGCGAGCAAGGACCCCGACGGCCUGAGGGUGUUCUACUACCUCGUGCAGGACCUCAAGUGCUUCGUCUUCUCCCUCAUCGGACUCCACUUCAGGGUAAGGUUGCAACACCACACCACUACACACACACAUCAAGCGCCACACACGUGGCUGAGUGUGUUGGUGUGGUGGUUCGAAUGAUGCGUGCAGAUCAAGCCCGUGUGAGUCCGUUGCUGCCCCCCUGCCCCAUCCACCCAUUCCCCCGUCCCUCGCUCAGCCUGUUGUGUCGAUGAGGACUGCUGCCUACCUACAUGCCUACCUGCCUACCGACUGCUGCCUGAUACUGUUGCUGAGUGCAUGCUUUCAUGCGUGACGGAUUUUAAUGCCAUGCAGCCCUGCUGCGUACCAGUCUAGCUAGCUACAUGGGUGCAUCUGGCUGCUGACCCUUGGAACAUACAGACAGACGGGGCCAGCAUGUGUGUGUGUGGACACUCGAACAAUGAACGAUUCAUGCCAUGCCUUC